Plodia interpunctella (Indianmeal moth) is the source of this 4147-nucleotide messenger RNA. RefSeq lists its product as uncharacterized. Bases 140 to 3058 code for a protein of 972 amino acids. The record is from RefSeq and is a predicted model, not a curated record. NCBI's taxonomy places the organism in Eukaryota, Metazoa, Arthropoda, Insecta, Lepidoptera, Pyralidae. Gene Ontology annotation, cellular component: plasma membrane. The transcript is spliced from 30 exons.
UGACGUCAGCGAUAAAAAUAAAGCCGGUUCAUGUAUCAGCCUCAUGGAAAAAGUAUUUCGACUCGUAGGAUCAGCAGCGGCGAUAUUUAGUUGAACCUUGAAGAGUAUAGUUAUCGGAACCUGACGUCGAGCCCACAAAAUGUUCAGCGGAAUCGCAGGCGCGUUCCGAAGCAUCGGGGAGAAGACUGCGUCUCUCUUCGACCGCAAGAAGAAGGAUGCAGAGCAGUUAGCGUCGGAGAAGGCUCAGGACGCGUCCACCAUGGUAGAGGAACAAGUCAAGAAGGCAGGGGAGUUCAUUGGAGGGGCGCAGAAGACUGCCGAGGGAGCUGCUGACUCGGCCAACAACGCUAAGCACUCGGCUAUCGACGCACUGGACAAGGAGCUGUCGAAGGUGACCCUGGCGGCUGGGGAGGCCAAGGAUGCGGCUGGCAGGGCCAUCGACACCACUAAAGACACAAUAUCCACAACGGCAGACAACACAAGGAAAGCGGCAGAAUCUGCGGUCAGCUCAGCUAAAGAUACUCUCAAUAGCACAUUAGAAAGUACCAAAAACGCAGCUGAGUCGGCGGUGGACACUUCCAAGAGUUACGUUGACAGCGCUAAAGAUAAAUUUUAUGGUACACCGGAACCAACGAAACCGGAACCUCAAUCAACACUCGGUACAGGCUUGUCGUACGCCACCAGUGCUAAAGAUUCGAUUACAAACGCUGUACAAAGCACUCUAGAUACGACACAAAAAACUGCACAAUCCGCUUUUGAAACUGGGAAAUCGUACGCUACUUCCGCUAAAGAUACAGUGGCAAGCACGAUUCAGGGAACAGUAGGUGGUACCCAAAAAGUUACACAAUCUGAUGACACUGGGUCAUCUUAUAUAACCACUGCUACAGAUGUAGCACAGAGCUCUGUGCAACAGACAAUGAACAGCGCGUACGCAGCUUUUGGCCUCACCCAGUCGUAUUAUGAUAGUGCUAAAGAUUCUGUAGCACACACAAUUGAUAGCACAAAGCAAGCUGCACAGAGUACAUUCGAGACCGGCAAAUCUUAUGUUGAUUCUGCUAAAGACUCAGUAGCAAACACGGUGAAUUCAGCUGUUGAUGCUACAAAGAAUGUUGCUUCGUCGGCUGUUGAAAAGGGCACCAAUAUAGUUGGUUCAGCUAAAGACACAAUAUCGAGCACAGUGCACUCGGCUGUAGAUGUGACUAAAAAUGUGGCGUCAUCCGCUGUGGAAAAAGGCUCAGAAUUAGUUAGCACUGCUAAAGACAGCGUAGCACAUACUAUUCUAAGCACAAUAGAUACCACAAAAAAUGUAACCGCCACUGCUUUAGAUAAAAGCUCAUCCAUCAUUGCAGCAGCCAAAGAUUCUGUAUCAGCCAGUGUAGACACAACUAAAGGUGUUGCUACAUCAGCUGUUGAUUCUGGCACCUCAUUUUUUGGCAGUGCAAAGGACACUAUCGCCAACACAGUCAAUAGCACAGUAGAUACUACUAAAAACGCUGCAGCGACCGCGCUAGAAAAAGGCUCGUCACUUGUAGGCGCUGCCAAAGAUUCAGUAUCAAACACAGUAUCAGCCAGUGUCGAUACUACUAAAGGUGUUGCUACAUCUGCCGUUGAUUCGAGCACCUCAUUUUUUGGCACCGCUAAGGACACUGUCGCCAAUACUGUUCAAAGUACAAUAGAUACAACUAAAAAUGCAGCAUCUUCAGCUGUAGAAAAAGGUGGCUCACUUGUAGGAUCUGCCAAAGACUCCAUUGCACAAACAGUAGACAGCACCAAAAAUGCUGCGUCCUCCGCUGUAGACUCAGGACUAUCUCUCGUUGGAGGUGCCAAAAAUUCCGUAGCGAGCACAGCUGAAAGCACAGUUGAUGCAUCCAAAAAUAUUUUCUCUAGUGCUUACGAUAAGGGCACAUCGGUGGUUGGCGCUGCUAAGGAUACAGUUGUCAGUGGUGUGCAAUCCACUGUAGAUACCACUAAAAAUGUUGCAUCUUCGGCCUUAGACAAUGCCUCUUCUUUAUUUGGAUCGGCGAAAGAUAAUGUAGCGACCACUGUAGAUACAACCAAAAAUACUGCUUCCUCUGCGGUUGACAAAACUACUUCACUUUUAGGAUCGGCGAAAGAUACCGUAGCCAACACCGUACAAAGCACUGUAGAUACCACAAAAAAUGUUUCAUCAUCAGCUGUAGAAAAAGGCUCCGCAUUAGUAGGCGCUGCUAAAGAUACCGUAACAAACACAGUCCAAAGCACUGUAGAUACGACCAAAAAUGUUGCGUCAUCAGCUUAUGAUAAAACUUCAGCCGCCGUAGGAUCAGCCAAAGAUACAUUAGCGAGUACAGUGCAAGCCACAGUUGAUACCACUAAAAAUGUAGCCGCAACAGCUGUAGAUAAAGGAAGUUCUUUAGUAGGAAGCGCCAGAGAUACUGUGACAAAUACGAUAGAUACUUCAAAACAUGUUGCGUCUGCAGCUGUUGGGAAAGGAAUAUCACUUGUUGGUAGUGCUAAAGAUACUGUAUCGAGCACUCUCUUUAACACCUCUGAACCAGUCGAAGAAGAGCCACAAAGCAUAAUCGACACUGCCAAAGAUAAGGUUCAGAACACACUCGGUUCUACCAAGGACACUGCACGGAAGACUGCUGAAGCGUCAGCUGAUACUAUCAACUCGACGGUUGACUCAACGAAGAAAGCGGCAGAAGAUGCUAGGGCGCAGGCGUUGAAGGCCGCUGAGGAUGCUAAGGAGAGGGCGAGGCAGGCAGCCGAAGAGGCAAAGAGAGUAGCCAAUUCAACAGUGGAGGAAUCUAAGAAGGCCGCCGAGAAGGCAGCAUCGGACGCCUCCAACGCGGUGAGCAGCACAGUGGACAGCACCUUUAAGAGGGUGGAGUGUGCGGCCGACGAGGGCCUGAAGAAUGCUGGCAACGUGGUCGAUUCCAAGAUCAAGGACGCUGAUAAAUACCUCAACGAGAAGAGGGAGAAUUUGGUGUCCGGCCUGUCGUCAGCGGCACAUGACGGCAAGGAAGGUGCUGCUGGGCUGCUGAGCAAGGGCCUCGGAGGCUUCGGAGCCAAAUGAAUCACAAACUCAGCCUCUUGUGAAAACUAACAGCAUAGAGACGCCAUUUUGUUUUAUUUACAGCAACGAGCGUUUUGUUUGAUAGAUUUUAUCUUUUAUUAUUUUGAAUUUAGAAUACGGCUUUUGCCUCGCGAAUUAUGUAUAAGAAAAGUGAAAAGCUAGUUAUCAGAUGAUGUUUUGAGAUUUUAUUUAAAUUUUAGGUAUUCAUAAUCAUGAUGGUCAUAUUUAAUUGUAGUUGGCAUUUCAUACUGUUAGUUUUCUCAAUGUAAAUAAUUUUAAUUGCCUUGUUUAAAUAUCUAAUAUAAAAUAUUAUGUUAUUCCGAAAAUAAAACACCUUAAAAAGAACUGAAAAUAUGGAUGGAACUUGAGUCCCUGAUGUCCCAAAUUGUCUCCUUAUUGUAGAAAUGUUUGAGUACUUAUUACUUACUAUCAUUUAAAAAUGAUGUUACAUAAAGGGACAUUUUUAUUAUGGUUCAUCCAAAAAAAAUAUUUCGUCUUUUCAAUUUGAGUAGAUUAUUUAGUGCCUAAGUAUUUUAUUCAAGUCACAACAUGCAAUCUCAUAGCUGUUUAGCCAUACAAAUUUUCAUUUUAAAUGUAUAGUUUAUUGGUUAAGUCUUAGGUUAAGUGUCGAUCGUUGUAUAUGAACUCUAAGAUUGCAAUUUAAACGCAUUUUGCGUAAAAAUAAAAAAUAAAGUACAGUUUGAAGCUGCCUUAUCACAUCAACUGCUUGGCUUUAACCGUCCACAACAGGCCUUAUAUCGUCAAUCCCAUUAUUGUUAUAUAUUUAUAUUUUCAAUACCUACUUACAUAAUCAUUAUGAAAACACAAAUAAAUGUUGACUGCUCAGCAGAAUAUUUUUUCACAAAGAAUUUUACGAAUGUUAUACUUAUAUACUAAUUUGCAAAGUUAGGUAUGUACCUAAUUUGACGCUUUUGCGAUAAAAUUUUUAUUUAGUUGAAAUGCGCAAAAAUAUUCUUAUAGAUUCUAUUGUUUAUUUACAUAUUAACUGUUCAUUGUAAAGAUUGAUGUUAAUAUUAACUGCUUUGUGUCAUGUAUGUGUUCAUGUAUUAAAUUAUGUUAUUAAGAAAA